This is a messenger RNA of Rhizophagus irregularis DAOM 181602=DAOM 197198, 3050 nucleotides long. The record is from RefSeq and is a predicted model, not a curated record. Lineage: Eukaryota; Fungi; Glomeromycota; Glomeromycetes; Glomerales; Glomeraceae.
AUGUUUAAAAAGACCAACAAAUCAACGGAUAGUGAAGCCCCUUUCUUUUUAACUCUUGAUGGAAAACGAGUAUCAACAUCACCUACAUCAUCUGAAGAUAUUACCUUUCCGUUAAACAGUGGGGACGCUCAUAUAAGUGAAAAUGCAGAUCCAAAAGCUAUUGGAACAAGACUAAAAAAACAACUUGAAGUCAUUUCAGCAUUGGUAAAGGACGUACAUGAAAAAAUAAACAAAAAUCCUUUAGAUACUAAAUUUAUUCAGGAUUCUCUAAAAGAGAUUCUUCGUAGUGUCGAACAAUUUAUGAAUCUACAAAAAGUGGCGCAGAAUUUCGAAUUAUCGGAUGAGAUAGACGAAAUAGGCGUUGGAUUAUGGAACUCAUCGAUUGCGUUGAAAACAAUAAGUGAUUCACGUGGGACUGACGAAUUAAUACCAUUAUUUCGGCAAGUUGGAUUUGCUAUGAUCCGAGCGGGAGUAAGCGAAGAUCCAGAAAAAAAAUCCACAGUAAAAUUGCUUGCUUUGGCAAGUAAAGUAGGCAAAGCUUGGUUAGACUGUGGAAGAAGUGACCAGGCUGAUGAUGUUUUGCGCUCCGCCAAUGAGAUUGAAGAUUCUGUAUUAUCUUUACAAGAUGGAACCGCAAAAGAACAACAUUCAAAAGCGGCUGCGUUGUUAGUAUACUACGCAUAUCGUGCCGAAGCGGCGUGGAAAUUGGCAAAUGUUCACGUUGCUAAUUUAAUGUUUCAGCAUGCAACAGAUAAAAAUUACUUAGAAUAUGUAACUACUAAAGAGAUUGACAUUUUGUGCCAAGUAUGUUUUACGGUUGGUAAUCAAGCGUCACGUGAAGGAAAAACGAAUGAUGCAAUAAAAUGGCUAAGAAAAUGCCAUGAACUGUUAACUGAUGGAACGCCAGUGUCAAAUUCUGAAAGAACUAAAUUACUUACCAAUACCCUAAAUAUUCUUGCGAAUUGCUACUUAAAGAACAUCGUGUAUGAUGAAUCAAAUUUAGACUUGGCUGAAAAUGCAGAAAAUCCCGGUAAUGCCUUGGCAACCUUGUUGAAACUCAAGAUAAUGAAACAAAAGAAUUUCAUCCCAAUCCAAUUCGAAGGAGUAUACUUUCCAUUUAUUAGAAAUAGUCAAGUAACCAAAGAAAAUUUAAAAAUCUUGUUGAAUAUCACACAUUUUAUCAGUGAAAUCAAUGUAAUGACGGCAUUAAGAGGAAUAGAUAUUCUUAUUGAAGAAAAACUUGCUGAUAUGCGAAAUGUCUCAUACAUCGAGAAAGCUAUAAUAAGUAAAUUCCAUAUGCUUGAAAGUGGUAAUUCAAUAAAUUUGGAGAUUAAUGAUAUUAUCUGUAGUAUUGAAGUGACACUAGGAUUUGAACAAAGGCACGGUAUCGUUAUUAGUCAUAGGACAAGAAUUGCAUGUCAACUAAUUCUUUGGCAAAAUGGGGAUCGUAAUUACUCAAAUCAAGAUUACGAACGCGCUAAAAAAUGGUAUUUGAUGGCAUAUAAAUGGUUAUCCUCAACGAAAAACCGUAAUGCCGCAAUUUUACAAAGAAAAAUAGCAUUAUGCUGCCUGGAAGAUGAUGCCUUAUCAGAUGCAAUUGAAGCAGUUCAUAAGGCACAGUUGCACGAAGAUAAUUCCUCCGCAAAUUUUUACAUACUUUACCAUAUCGCUAUGGAAAAACGACAAAAUGAUCAAGCAAUUCGAUAUUUGAGUAAUAUGUGUAAUGGAAAUGGAUUUAACGGAAACAUGCUUGCCAUGGCAGCCCAUGAAGCGUAUAAAAAAGGAAAUAAGGAAAUUUUAAUUGAAACAUUGCAAGAAAUUUUGAAAAAGCAUAAAAAUGGUGAAGACAUAGCGAAUAUUAAUAUUUCCGUAUUAAUUAGAUGUUUGAUUCGAAUGACUCAUAAUUCUUUGUCAAGUAAUGCAGAAAAGAAUUCGCUGAAAGAAUGUAUUUGUAAUUACUUUGAAAUCGCAUCCACUCUUAAUGAUACAACGAUUAAAGAUGUAAAUGAAACCGGAAUAUUUCAGUCAAAGAAAGCACCGUUAAAUGACUUUGAAUGGUUUUUCAAAACAGCAUGGAAUAUUGCAUUAGGAUUCUGUCACCAAUCAGAUAAUGGUAGUGAUUUAUAUGCUGUCAGAUUAAUUGAGAUCUCACAUAAGUUUCUAAAUGAAUACCCCGAAGAAACUAUAGAACACAUAACCCGAAAAAAACUUUGUAUAUUCUUUUCUCUAUGUGGUAAAAUAUUUUUUUCUCGACAAGAAAAAUCAAUAUCUAAAAAGAAAGAAAUUUUAGAACAAGUUUUAGAUAAAGUCGAACAAUACAAGAAAAUAAAAGUAUCGAGCAAGCGGAAAUUUGAAAAUAUUGAAAAUGACGGUCAAUCUUCACAAAAGGAUCUAAUGUUAGUAUUAUUAUUCGAAUACGAAGCAAAAGUAAAAUUGGGUCUUUGGGAUAAAUUACAGAGUGUGAUUAAUACUACAGAGGCAUUUGAUUUUGAGAUACCAUCAAAAAUAUUCGAGCGGAUGGUAGAAUUGUUAAUCAACGAGAGUGACUGUCCGAGUACAAUUAUAAUUUCGACCUUACAGAUUCUUUUAAAUUCUAUAAUGAAACAUAAACAAGCUGAUAUUGAACAGUUUUCAAGAUGGUUUCGAAUGUUGAUUAUAACCGCAAUGUUAAAAAACAAACAAUCAGCUGCCCAGUACUACGUUCAAGUGCUCGAUAUACUAAAUCAAGAAUGUACCAAGGGAAAAUAUCCACCAGAUGAGAUUCAAUGGUUAAUGGUCAAUGCAUGGAAUUGUGGAAUAGAUUAUUAUUCCGCUAAUGAUUUCGUGCAAGCAAAGAAAUGGUGCGAGACAGCAAUUAAUUUUUGUCAAUAUAUUAACAAUGGAAUGCUAUACAAAGAAGAGGUAAUAGUACUUUCGUUUUAUAUUUUUGUAUUUUAUUUUAUUUUCGAUUAUCAAACAUUGAAAUAUUAUAAUAUACGUUAAAAGAUGAGAAAAUCUUAUAAUGAAAUAAUAAAGAAUUACGAUGCCAGUAUUGUUGAAGUAUAAACGAA